Messenger RNA from Parasteatoda tepidariorum (common house spider), 2885 nucleotides. Lineage: Eukaryota; Metazoa; Arthropoda; Arachnida; Araneae; Theridiidae. The record is from RefSeq and is a predicted model, not a curated record.
UGACAAACAGAGCGCCGAUUGCUCAUGGUAUCGAAGUCAACCAACUGAAUCUGAAUGGCGGACAAACAAGCGCAAUUAAGAUGCCACGAUAGACCGUCAUUGGAGUGAAAAGACCAAAGCGUGACUAAAACAGAUUUAGUGAAAAGCAAAGUCUGGACUGUGUUCUAUGUUUCUUGAGGAUUUUGUUAGCAAUUAAAAUUGUGGCUUUUCAUUCAUGUCCCAGAACCAUUCAUUGAAACUCGGUCAGAGUAGACGUUAAUGGGCACCUUUUUUAUAAGCUGAAGUUCUAGAUAAGUUGCAGAACUGAUGAAACGAUGUAUAUCUAGAGCGAUUUCAAACCGUGUUUUUUCCACAUUGAUUUUUGCCAAUUUACUCAUUGCCAAAGGGGCACUAAAGCUACUCUAACAGAAUGGACAGUGCUCGGACGAUAAAAGUUGAUGGCGCUGUUUAUAGGCCCCUCCUAGACACCACCAUAACCAAAGAAGAUCUCCGCAAGGCUAAACAAGAACUAAAUGAAAGACCAGAAGAGAGGAGGAAACAUGUUGAUAGAGUGAGAAAAUAUUUAUCAAAAGAAAAGGAUCUAAAUACAAGAACAGAUGAAGAGUUUCUAGUUCGUUUUUUAAGAGCAAGAAAAUUCAACGAUGAAAGAGCUGCCAAUUUAGUUAAAGACCAUUACAGGUACAGAUCAAAGAAUCCUAGAUUGUUUCAACGGCCAAAAGAUAUGGAAGAUAUUUUACGAUGCAAUAUUUUCAACUAUUUGUCACAUAGAGACCCUCAGGGACGAGCCAUUUUUCUUAUGAAGAUUGGGUUGUGGUGUACAGAGUCCUACAGUUUCAAAGAGUUCGUAGGAGCAGGAAACAUAUUGAGUCAUUGGGUUCUAAAAAAUCCUGUCACGCAGAUUAAUGGAUACGUAGGAAUUUGGGACUUUAAAGAUUACUCAUUUCAACACUUUUCCAAUUCUUGCUCACCUCGUCUAAUGUGGAUGCUAUCAUCUCUCAUGCAGGACUGUUUUCCUGGACGAUUUAAAGUUGCUUAUUGUGUGAAUUGUCCACCUCUUGCUGAUGUAGUAUGGAAGCUGUUCAAGCCGCUGAUUCGGGAAAAAUAUCGAAAACGGAUCGUAGUUAUUGGAAAUGACAUGACAGAACUUCACAAAUACAUUCAUCCUUCUGUCCUCCCCGAAGAAUAUGGAGGUGAACUUCCACCAUCUGAUUCCACAGAAGCAGUUGGCAAACUUAUGGAGAUGGAUUCCGAAUGGGACAGAGAGAAGAAGUACGGUUACCGUAUACAGUCAAACCGUUGUAAAGAUGAAGAUGAAGACCAAGAUAUAAUGGCCACAAACGCUCAAGAAGAACCCUGUAUUGCUUAGUUAUUGAGCUUCAGUGAUUCAUAUCUACAAUACAGAGCUCAGUUAACUUAGAUAUUGUAUUUGUUGUAAAAUUGUUCUUUUUUUCCUUCUAUACCGAUAGUUAACCAAAGGUGCUUCCAUGGACCCGGUUAACUACGCAGAAUGUGUUUUUGGUGUUAAUUCGUUUUAACUUGUUUUGUCUAAUUAUUGUUGAGGAUAAAGUGUCAAGGAAAAAAUUUGACGUUUUCGCUAGUAAAACAACAAAGACAUUGUAAUUUACUACUUUUGCGAUUUAUAACAUAACUUAGUUAACGCAUAACAUACCAGAGCUCAGUGAACUUUGUAGAACAUUUAAUUUACGGCAAGACUAUUUUUGUGUUUUAGUUUUGUACCAAUUUUCAAGAGCUCAGUUAACUCUGUUGGAUAUUUUAUUUGUUGUAUAACUGUUUUCAUCAUUCUCUAACAAUCGUGCGCUUAGAAGCGUGUUUAAUUAACUAACUAUAGAUAGUUAAUCAAACGAUCUUCUGAGGGCGUAGUUAACUUAUUAGAAUGUGUUUUUGGUGCAAAUUUGUUUAUUUUGUUUUGUUUAAUUAUCGCUGCUAGUGAUGUAGAAUAGGACCAAUAUAGCUCCAAGCAAAAACUCAUAAGUUAUUUUCUAAUGAUGAAAACUAGGAAACAUGAGAGGCAUUAUUAUUGACAAUGCUAUUUCAUCGAUUCUUAGCGAAAAUAAUUAAUUUUUAGGAAUUUAUAAUGAAACUCGGUUAAUUUUGUAAAUAUUAUGCUCGUUGUAAAACUGGUUUUAUAUUUUUGUUUUUUAUAAUAGUUAACCAAGCGAGAUUUUUUUGCCCUUGUUAAUGACGCAUAAUGUGUUUUCGUUGUAAAUUCAUUUUAACUUUUGUGUAUUUAUUGCAAAAAUAAUGCGUAUAUUCAAAAUAAUUUAUAAUUGGAUCGUUGUAGCUUCAAGCGAAAAUAAUUAAUGCUUAUCGCUCAAUUUCGUUAUAAUUUAUGUACUGAGUUUUGUGUAUUUGUACAAUUAUUUCAUAUUUAUUCGCGCGGUGUAAUACAUUAAAGAGGAAAAUUUUUUAACUUUAAAGCAACUAAAGAAUUUUUCACGAAGUAUAAAAUUUUUCGCACAACCAGAACGUUAACGUUCUAUGAUAAAUAAAACAUUUAUUUGAAGUUUUUAGAGACUUUUUUGUUGUUUGAGAACAAGCUUGGAUAAUUUUGGUAAGUGUUUCAAAAAAAAAUGCAUAGUUUUACGUUUCAGAAAAUUAAUGAAAGCACUUAUGUUUUUUUUUGCAAAUUCACAGUUCCUUUAAACUUAUCAAAAUUCUGUCAAUAAUUUGACUAGAGGCUUUUUACAGAAACGCAAUUAAAUUACAACAAACAUUUAAAUGCAUAAACAUUUCUGGACAUGAAACAUAACCAUUAAAAUAUUUUAAAUAAAUCUAUUUCAAAAUAAAAAAAUAACUUCAACUUUUAUUUAAUUAAUCAAAUACCUGAAAUCUCUUUAAAUCUGAUUGGUAGUUUUUCAUUAACA